AUGCCUCUAUUCAGUAUGACGAUGCUUAAAACACUUUCAAAGCGGUCAGGAUUACACUGGCGCAAAGACGAUAUUGAACUCGGUAUUAUCACUCCAGAGGAAGCAGCUGAAAAGAUCCUUAAACGCAAGCAAGGUGGUGAAGAGAAUGCUGGCUUUCGACGUAUGGCUCAUGUCAUGGCAACUGCAGAAUCAUUACAUGAAGUGAUAGUCCAAAUGGACUUGGAUCUUGACAAUCUAGAAGCGGGAGGAGAUCCUCAAGAGCUUUAUCCACUAGUACCGUUAGAUGAGGAGGACGAGGAGGACAUAGAUGAGGAGGACAUUCUUUUGGAUAAUUUCUUUUAUUUUGAAGGUGAGGAUAUAGAUGUAGAAGAAGGUGAAAAUCAAGUGUCUGAUCAAGAAUUUGAAUGA
This is a messenger RNA of Melampsora larici-populina 98AG31, 408 nucleotides long. RefSeq lists its product as uncharacterized. NCBI's taxonomy places the organism in Eukaryota, Fungi, Basidiomycota, Pucciniomycetes, Pucciniales, Melampsoraceae. The record is from RefSeq and is a predicted model, not a curated record. Bases 1 to 408 code for a protein of 135 amino acids. The transcript has 2 exons.